Molecule: messenger RNA, 2920 nt
Organism: Halichondria panicea
Lineage: Eukaryota; Metazoa; Porifera; Demospongiae; Suberitida; Halichondriidae
Product: endoplasmic reticulum metallopeptidase 1-like
Exons: 10
Coding region: 89-2794 (901 amino acids)
Biological process (GO): proteolysis
Molecular function (GO): metalloexopeptidase activity
Source: RefSeq, a predicted model, not a curated record
AUAGUAGAGGAAGUUUAUGAUUUAAUUAUGAUUAAAAUUAUGCUGUGGUAAUAUAAUUAUUGCGUGCAGAUCAUUUGUACAUUAAAAGAUGAAGUCAAGUAUCAGGCAGAGGAGCGGCGUUUCUGCAGCCAGUAAUGGCAAACACAGGAGGAAGGUCUCCUGGAACCCCGACAUACCUAUAAACCAGCAGGCUGCAUCUGUGACCAGCUUGGAAGACCCUCUACUCUCUGGACCACUUGUAUUCCUCUAUGUGCUGCUGCUCUCACUGCUGUGUGCUGGAUCACUGUAUUUGUACACAUAUCUUCCCAACCCAAUUGCUAAGGGACAGCCAAACGAUUUUCUAGCUGCAAAUUCUCGUGCUCACAUGGAAGACAUUGUUCGACUAGGUAUACGCCACGUAGGCAGCGAAGCCAAUGAAGUGCACACGAAAGCUCUUCUCCUCAAGAAAAUCGACGAGCUCAAAACAACGGCAAGCGAUAAAGUAAAAAUUGAAGUCUCUGUGCAAGAAGUCUCCGGAAGUUUCUACAUUGACUUCCUCGGUGGGAUGACACACAUCUAUCAGAACAUCUCAAACAUUGCCGUUCGUUUAUCGAGGAAGUCAUCAAAAGAACCGGAACAUUCGUUUCUCAUCAACUCGCAUUAUGAUUCUGCUCUGGGAACUGUGGGUGCCAGUGAUGAUGCUGUCAGUUGUGGUACAAUGCUUGAAGUCAUACGCUGUCUGUCCACCGAACCACAUCCUCUGUCUGGUGACAACUCUCUUAUAUUUCUAUUUAAUGGAGCAGAAGAAGUAAUUUUAGUGGCCUCUCAUGGAUUUAUCACGCAACAUCCCUGGGCUAAACAGAUUCGUGCAUUUCUGAACCUUGAUGCUGCCGGAGCUGGGGGGAAAGAGAUAGUGUUUCAGACUGGUCCAAAUCACCCCUGGCUAGCAAGACUGUAUGCUAGGGUGGUCCCACAUCCUCAUGCAUCUGUUGUAGCACAGGAAGUGUUUCAGUCUGGUGUCAUACCGUCUGAUACUGAUUUCAGGAUAUUUCGUGACUAUGGACAUGUGCCUGGUAUUGAUACAGCUUACUUCAUCAAUGGAUACGUCUACCACACAGAGUAUGAUGUUCCCUCGGCCAUACCGGACGGCUCCAUACAGAGGGCAGGUGAGAAUGUGAUAGCAAUCCUCAGAGAAGUAGCCACCUCCGAACAACUGGCCAAUCCCAGCGAGGAGGACACUAACGGGAAGGUUGUUUUCUUUGAUAUUAUGGGACUCAUGACUGUCGUGUAUCCGUACCGCAUGGGACGGGUCCUCAAUAUCACCAUGGUAAUAAUCAUACUUCUGUCCGUGUGGCUAGGAACUGGAUCAAAUGGAGACAAAGUUAAACCUUCGCUUUGGUUUGUUGUCAAGACUAUGAUCGUCAUGGUGAUCUCCUGGCUGGCCGCUAUUGUCAUGGCGAUAAUGAUUGCCCUGUUUCUAAGCAAGCUAGGGCGUGGUAUGUCGUGGUUUGCCUACCCGCUAGUCACAUUGCCCCUGUAUGGAGUGUCUGCUGUCCUGGCUAUAGGAGAGACUAACGUGCAGUGGAUGAAGUGGAACCGCGGUAUGCCUCGUGUUGCCAUGGAGAAGGCAUCAUUCCUAGCGGCACAACUCCUCACCUCAUUCCUCCUCCUCUCAAUGACAGCCCUCGGACUUUGCUCUGCCCUCCUGCCGCUUAUACUGCUAAUCAUCCCCUUUAUAUUCAGAACCUUUCUUCUCGAGACUCUCAUAGUCUCAGAGCUCACAAAAGGUCGCGACCUUUCCUUGUACGGACUUGCGUACACUCUGUGUUGUUUGCUCAGUACUGGUCUGCCUUUAAUGCUGACAGUGCAACUUGACAUGGCAGUAAUGUCGAUGUUUAUACCUCUCACGGGGCGAAUGGGAUCAGAGGUACCUCCGGACCUCGUGAUAGGUGUGGCCACUGCAGUACUGGCCUGUCUGCACUCUCCACACACUCUGUGUGUGGUGAUAUUUGCAUCCAGUGCCAGUCUCAAGAGGUGGUCUGGAGUAGUCUUGUUGGCCAUAUUCAGCCUGUUCCUCUUCCUGGCUGCAACAGGCUACAUACCUCCCUAUUCUCUGUCUGACCCCAGCCACCCUAGACCAAAGAGACUCUACCUACAGCACACGGAUAAGACACUGUACAAUCUCGACGGCUCAGUAAACGCAACAAAUUCAUUUGUCCUCAUCUACCCGUUUGACUACCUCGGCUUGACACCUGUGAUUGAAGUGACUCCAAUGUUCAGGGAGGCCACCCUCUAUCCAUGUGAGGGCAUCUACUGCUCUGAACCCAUCUAUAUACCCGUCAAGCACAUGGCAAAGGAGGCGUACCAGCUUCCUGGCCCUCCCCUAGAUCAUCUGGUGAUGGGGAAGCUGAGCGUGGUUAGUGUUAGUAGUCAUGGGGAUAGGAGAAACACUACCUUCAGUGCAAAAUUCCCCCUCAGAGGCACCAUGUACAUGGCUCCUGUUAAAGGUCGUAUAAUGACAUCAUGGUCCCUGGAGGCAUUUGUGCCCCCCACCACCACAUGCCCUGGCAGCUAUGAGAAGGAAGGAUGCUACUUCAUUUUCCUGUCCCGAGGUUUUGGAGAGGGAGAGUUCACAUUCUGGAUUGAAACAGAAGGCGACCCCGCCAUGACGGAAACCAUAGAGAUAGCGUAUACGUCCCAGAACCUCGACCCUCCCCUCUCACAUACCCCUCGUCUACACAAGCUCCAGUCCUCUCUGCCAGAGUGGGUCACUUGCAUUUUAUGGACAUCCAAAUACUUGCGUUGGAUAUUUUAAAUUGAAUUGAAUUGAUUUUUAGGCCAAUAUUAUUUUUAGGCACAACUGAUUUAAGUUUUGUUUGAUUUAAUGAUUUAUUUUUCUGAUUAUUUGUCUGAUUACGAUGAUGAAUUGAAUACGACCCGA